CUAGAGUCACAAUUUGACUAAGAAAAAUAUUUUUUGGACGGCUUAUGUCCAAGUACCUUAAUCCAAGUUUCUCAUUCUUAUCUAUAAAUGGCUUAAAGUUCUAACUGGCCUAAAGCAUCAAAAUGGCAAAAGAGAAAUUCAGGAAUCGGGAACUACACGUGACCGUUCCCAGCUUAUUCCGGUGUCCGAUCUCCAUGAACGUCAUGAAGUCACCGGUGAGUCUAUGCACCGGCGUCACGUACGACCGCAGUUCUAUUCAGACGUGGCUUUCCUACGGCCACAAUACUUGUCCUGCCACCAUGCAGGUUCUCCCUUCCACUGAUUUCGUCCCCAAUCUCACCCUCCGCCGCCUCAUCCACCUCUGGCUCCACCACCAGGCCGCCAUCCCCUCGCCUUCCGCCGUUUCAAAACAGGAACUUCUCGACAUCAUCUCCAAUAAUGCCGAAGGUGGUCUCAGCUCGGCCUCGAUGGAGAAAAUCGUUCGUUUUGUGAAAUAUUCCGAUGAUAACCGGAGAUAUUUUGCUAGCACGAGAGAUGCAGUUUCUGGCGUCGCUGGACAUUUGAAGGAUUCAGCUGAGAUCGAAGUUUGCGAAUCGAUUGUUGCUCUUCUGGACGCGAUUUUGCCCGAGAACGGGAUUGGCGAGCACUUGAAUCGGUUAAUUUUGAAGAGCGGCAGCGAUUGUCUAUCGCGAUUUGUUCGGCUUUUCCGGGAAGGGAAAUUGAGCUCGAAGAUUCAGUCCGCCAGAGUUUUGGCGGCAAUUGCUUUGGACGGCGAUUCGCAGCUUAAGAUCUCCGAAAAACAAGGCCUACUAAACGAGCUCUGCCGCCUCGUCGGCUCAGAAACCGAUCGAUUAGCGGUGGAUGCCGGAAUUUCAGCGCUGCUAGUAAUUCCUUCUUCCAGAUCGGCCAGAAAGGAGCUCGUAAGAUGCGGCAUCGUUCAAACGAUCGGGAAAAUCCUCUCCGGAUCUGAACCGUCGGACGCAGUGACGGAGAAGGGACUGAAACUGUUAGAAACGGUCGCGACGUGUACGGAGGGGAGGGCCGCAAUCGGCGCCGAUGAGGAUUGCCUGGCGGGGACAGUGAAGAGGCUGAUGAAGUGCUCGAGUGCGGCGACGGAGGACGGGGUGACGGUGCUGUGGAGCGUGUGCAGCCUGGCGCGUGACAGCCAAGCGCAGGCGGCGGUGGCGAAGGUCAACGGGCUGACCAAGGUGCUGCUGGUGAUGCAGAGCGAUUGCUCGGAUGGUGUUAGGAAGAUGUGCGGAGAUUUGGUCAAAAUUUUAGGGGCGAGAAAUUCAAAGUCGUGUUUGUCCAGUUACCAGACUAAGACUACUCACAUCACACCGUAUUGAAUAUUUAUUGAUUGAAUCAUUGUACGGAGGAAUUCUCUGCAAUUCGACCCUUCUUCAUCUUUUUUUAUUUUUAUACUUACUUUUUGUGAUGAAAUUCAUUACACUUGUAUACCGUUGUGGAGAAUAUUUAAGUUGAAGUAAGAUUUUUUAUCCCAUCAAUAACAUUAUAUAGAUAGU
Messenger RNA from Cuscuta campestris, 1526 nucleotides. Lineage: Eukaryota; Viridiplantae; Streptophyta; Magnoliopsida; Solanales; Convolvulaceae. The record is from the annotation of a GenBank genome assembly.